This is a messenger RNA of Cotesia glomerata, 1249 nucleotides long. RefSeq names its product retinol-binding protein pinta-like. NCBI's taxonomy places the organism in Eukaryota, Metazoa, Arthropoda, Insecta, Hymenoptera, Braconidae. The transcript has 7 exons. Bases 235 to 1167 code for a protein of 310 amino acids. Gene Ontology annotation, cellular component: membrane. The record is from RefSeq and is a predicted model, not a curated record. Gene Ontology annotation, molecular function: phosphatidylinositol bisphosphate binding.
AUUUUUAAAUUAUCUGAUCAGAUACCAAAUGCAUUAAACUCGUUAUUGAUUUUUAUAAACACAUAAUACGCGGUAUUAUUACAUGUUUGGAGGGGAAAAAAGUCGAUAUCGAUGUCGAAGUUUUUGUGAGAGGCGAUGUGCCAUUCUCUGGUCGAAAGAGAUCGAGAGUAUAUGUCUUGUACCUAGUUACGUGUUGACUCUUUUUAAUAAUUUAAUUGGUGGAAACUCAUAAAAAUGACUUUACUACCACCGACACCGGAACAACAAAAAAGAAUAAAUCAAGAAAUACCGCCUGAUCCUGAAAUUAGGCGCAAAGAUGUCCAAGCACUGCGUGAGUGGUUGAUGAAGCAGCCUCAUUUACCAAAACAUAUGGACAAUGAUAGGCUGGAAAAAUUUUUGUUCGGUUGUAAAAACAGUAUCGAGCGUUGCAAGAUGAUUUUAGAGAGAUAUUUCACAGCGAGAACCGCGCUUCCGGAAUUUUUCUUGCAAAGAGACCCGAUGUCACGUGAUGUGCAAGAAUGCUGCAAAGUCAUCGAAUACUUUGUGUUACCAUCGCUAACAGAUGAAGGCCAUCGUGUGACAGUAUUGCGCUUGAAAGACAAGGAUAUCAAUAAGUUUUCCGUCCAAGCGAUUACAAGGCGUAUACUUAUGGUAAUGGAUACAAGAUUAACAGAGGAAGCUUGUCUUUCAAAUCAGAUGGUUUUUGAUCUUGAGGGAUUUACGGCAGCACAUAUCGCUAAAUGUAGUCCUACACAAGCGCUAGUAAGAAAAGCAAUGCUCGCUGCCCAAGACAGUAUGCCAUUGCGUUUGCACAGAGUUUACUUCUUAAACGCUCCGACGUUCAUUCAUAAUCUUCUCAAUAUUUUCUACCCUCUACUCAAGCCGAAAUUAGUUGAAAAGUUCCGUAUACAUACGGGAGGCGGUGAAGAACUUUGGCCUUAUAUGAACAAAGAAAUUUUGCCCAAAGAAUGGGGAGGUAACGCGGGAACAUUUCAACAAUUGAACGACGCGUGGAAAAAAAAGAUCGAAAAAUACCGAGAUUGGUUCAAAGAAGAAGAAUCAUUGAGCAAAACUGAUGAAAAAGUGAGGAUGCCAACUUCUUCUUCGUCUUUCACACGUGAGCUUAGUGGAAUUCAAGGUUCAUUUCGGCAGCUUAAUAUUGAUUGAAUUUAAUCACCUAUUUUUUUAUUUUUACAUUAUAUUUUAUUAUACUUUUAUAAAUAAUUGAAAUAAAUUUCUUACUUCCUUU